Messenger RNA from Stylophora pistillata, 1684 nucleotides. RefSeq lists its product as uncharacterized. Lineage: Eukaryota; Metazoa; Cnidaria; Anthozoa; Scleractinia; Pocilloporidae. The record is from RefSeq and is a predicted model, not a curated record.
UAGGAUUACUCGAUUUAAUAAGUAUGUUCGGUUUUCGUUUGCCGCCGGUCAGUUAAACGAUCAAUACGGGCCCUGUUGAGCACUGUGACUCAUUCAGACCGCCGAGAUCUACGUCACACGGUGAAAACGUCACAGUGCUUGACAUUUGUAACAAAGAGUAGCUUUAAAAUACUACCACAGAUAGCCCUUUCAAGAUACUUGUUAUUCAGAGCGCAAAGCAGAUGAACUAUUUCUAAAACCGAGGAAACGGCCCUAAAUCAGCCCGAAAGACUCGCUCCAUGUAAAGGAAGAACCACUCAAGCAAGAAUAAACGUACCUUGGUGAUUUAAUCAGACUGUCCAAAGUGCUACAUUGAAACCGUGAAACUUGAAAACGUGAAGAAUAGAGAGCAGAUUAAAGUUACCAAUCGUCGAAAAAAAAAAACUGCAUAGUGACAUUAACGAAGAAAGUACGCUGUGAAGUAGUUUGAAUCUCGUUUAAAGCGAAGACAAGAAUUCUCAAACUGAACAACGUUAACUGAAACGGUAAGAUUAGACACACCUGGAAGUUACGCUCAUCUUAGAGAUACAGGCGUAGAUAUCAAAGUUCUUUAUGGAAAACAUUUCGCACUCAGGCAACGACUCAAAUAAUUCAAUUUAUGUUCUAAUCGAGCCUCAAGAAACCUGGUAUUGGACCAUCAAGGCUAUUAUUGCUUUUUUUGCCAUUGUGGGCAAUGGCCUCGUCAUCUAUUUGAUCGUUUCAAAACGUCGCUUGCGUGUCACGAAGAACUGGUUUGUGCUAUCGUUGGCAAUUGCGGACUUUUUUAUCGGCUUGAUUACGACUUCCACUGGAAUCUUUUGUACGUUUGGGCAUCAAUGCGACUGGCGAUUACAAAUUGGAAUUUACAACUUCCUGUUGUACGCCUCUACAUCAAACUUGUGGGCGAUGGCCAUAGACAGAUAUAUCGGGGUUGUAUAUCCAUUGCGUUACAUGUCACUCAUGACAUUCAAGCGAGCCUCUGUGAUGAUAGCCAUAUCUUGGCUUAUCUCCUUUCUUGCCGCAUUUGUGCGUUUGUUUUGGCUCUAUGGUGAGAUAGACAAUACGAUCGAUAAAUACUAUCGCAUGGUCAUCGAUCUUUUAUUCGGUGUUUUCUCGUGCGUGAUGUUGGUGACUGUAUAUGCUCGUAUUUUGUACAUCUGCCGAGAAAAACUUAGACAAUCAAAUACUCAACUGGAUCAAGUUAUUUUCAAUCACUCCUCAAGUGUUCCACAAUGCCUUAAAAAGGCCAGAAAAAAUUCAUCUGCAAAAGUUCUAGGAUCAGUAGUUUUCUUGUUUGUAACUUGUUACAGUCUUAGUAUCUUUGUUUCAUUUUGUUCCAAUUUUGGAGUAUGCCAUCUCAGUCCUCUUGUUAAAACUAUAGCGUUGUUGUUGGUACAUCUUAAUUCUGCAGUGAAUUUUGUUGUGUAUGCGCUUAUGAAGAAAGACAUACGCCAAGAAUUACAACGCUUUUGGAGACCGAUGAGAUGUGAUAGUCCAGCUAGACAUUUUACUGAAUCUCGAGAAGACACCUUGGUCUAGAAAGAAGGACUGUUUUAGUUUAUGACGCAAAUCAGACUCAAAGUACAUGAAAGCAAACCAUUUAGCAUAAAGGUAAAUGAUACAAAGACUGAGGGAAAAGAUCACAAAAAAAAAAAAAAAAAAAAAA